UUUUUCUUCCUCAUCAAUCUUCUGUAUUCUUUUUUAUUUUUUUCUGAUCCCUAACCAGAUUCUUCUUUCUGUGCUCCUGAUCUUCGUCUCGGGCAUUCAGGUUUCGUCGGUUUUCUGCAUUUCAGCUCGAUUUUUCGAUUUGCAUUUGAUUCAUCUAGUCAAUGCGGGUGGACUUUCUCCAGAAUUAGAGUUCUAGUUUUGCAAUUCGGUGGUUUGGGCAUCCAAAGGAUGCAGUUUGGGAGGUCGUUAUGGAAUAAAAAUCGAUGCUCUUUUCUGGGUUUAGAUAGGAAUUUUUUACGAUUUCUUAGAUUUCGGUGUUUCUAGCAAAUUAGGGUCGAUUAAGAGCUUGGAUUCUGUUAUUUAGCGUUAUAUUAGGCUGAUUAUUGAAGAAAGUGAAGAUCUUCGGCUCUAUUGGAAUGCCAAUUUCGUGAAUCUAUUGAAUUUUUUGGGGAAUUGGUUUUGGUUGGGUUUUAUUUGAUUACGCGACAAUAAGUGCCGAAUUCGACACAAAUCUGAGUAAUAGGUAGCUGUGUUAAGCUCUUGGGUAUAGGUUGUUGAAUCAAAGUUAGAAGGAUGGAUCAUGUCAUUGGUGGGAAGUUCAAACUUGAAAGGAAGAUCGGCAGUGGAUCUUUUGGAGAGCUUUAUUUAGGGGUCAAUUUACAAACAGGAGAAGAAGUUGCUGUUAAGCUGGAAUCUGUGAAGACCAAGCAUCCACAGCUUAAUUAUGAGUCAAAAUUGUAUAUGCUUCUUCAAGGAGGAACGGGGAUUCCACACCUCAAAUGGUUUGGAGUUGAGGGGGAUUAUAAUGUCAUGGUCAUUGACCUUCUUGGACCAAGUUUGGAAGAUCUAUUCAAUUACUGCAACAGGAAAUUCUCACUAAAAACAGUGUUGAUGCUUGCAGAUCAAUUAAUAAACAGAGUAGAAUAUAUGCAUUCAAGGGGUUUUCUUCACCGUGAUAUAAAGCCUGACAACUUCUUAAUGGGCUUAGGACGUAAAGCAAAUCAGGUGUAUGUCAUUGAUUAUGGUCUUGCAAAGAAGUAUAGGGAUCUUCAGACUCAUAAGCACAUUCCAUAUAGGGAAAACAAGAACCUCACAGGCACAGCUCGGUAUGCAAGUGUCAACACUCAUCUUGGAAUUGAACAAAGCCGAAGGGAUGAUCUAGAAUCUCUUGGUUAUGUGCUUAUGUAUUUUCUUAGAGGAAGCCUUCCGUGGCAGGGCUUAAAAGCUGGAACGAAAAAGCAAAAAUAUGAUAAAAUCAGUGAAAAGAAGGUUUCAACUCCAAUAGAGGUGCUUUGUAAGUCAUACCCAUCUGAGUUUGUAUCAUAUUUCCACUACUGCCGAUCUUUGCAUUUUGAAGACAAGCCAGACUAUUCAUAUCUGAAGAAGCUUUUUCAAGACUUGUUUAUUCGAGAAGGUUAUCAGUUUGACUAUGUAUUUGACUGGACUGUGUUGAAGUAUCCACAGAUUGGUGGCAGCUCUAGAGGGCGGCAUUCAAGUGGAAGACCAGGUUUAACUGGACCAUCAAUGGAAAGACCGGAGAAAAUCUCAGUUGGAAGAGAGAUUCGAGAGAGAUUCUCUGGUGCAGUUGAAGUGUUUUCCAAAAGAAAUGUUUCAAGUUCUACUCCUACUCCACACGGUGAUCAUUCCAGGCACAAGACUACCGAGGAUGUGCCUUCAACUAAGCGUGUGAUUUCUUCUGAUAACAGCAAAGGCGUAAGUUGCAAACUUAGAAGCCUUCUAUACCGGAUGUUAUUUCGGCGGUCGUGUUGGAAUUAAAUCCAGCUUCUUCGAACCUAAUUACAAGUUCCGUAUAGUUUGAGAUUAACAGAAACAUGUACACACAGUCUUCUAUGUCUUCCAUUUUGCUCGUAUAGUUGUUACAGCUUAGAUAUGGUCACCUAUCUAAAUCUUAUUUCUUCUUUUUUAGUCUUUGCAUGGAAAUUAUAGCAGAAGUCAUUUAUUGAAUUCGAUUCUUUCUUUUCUUUACUAUUUCAGCAUCAUGAUUUGGAAAGACGACGGUAUGGCAGCACUACAAGAAAAGCCAUAACCUCAAGCAAGCCAAGUUCAUCUGGUGAACUGGGUGAGGUUAAUACAAACCGGAUGGUCUCAGCUGGGGGUCGGCAGGCAACCACACAAAGAAUCUCUGGGUAUGAUUCCAGAACUUCUACUCGCCAUGUCAUUGCUAGAGGUAGUCGUGAUGAUCCCCUUAGGAGCUUUGAAUUCCUCUCAAUAAGGAAGUGAUGGAGAAGCAUGUAAGGAGAUAUUACUUCUGUCCAAUGGAUAGAUACUCUGCGAAGUGAAGAGAGAUCUACAAAUUUAUUCUCAUCUAUGUACAUGUGGCCCUAAUCAAUGUCAUCACAGGUUAAUUCACCUUUCUUACCGCAUUUCCAAUCUUUUCUGUACCCAUUUGGUUUUCCCCUGAGAGUUUGCGGCCAUUGUAAUGUGUUUUAGACACCUUCAACAGAGAAUUUGGAUCGGAAUUUUGUUUCAUGAUAUGAGACAAAUAGCUUAAAUAAUGGUACUCUAUAUAUCUACUUCACCUGUUCUGGAAAACAAACAAAUCUGCUUCUGGUUUUAGUGAUGGAAGAUUGUAAUUUUAUUUAGGUUCUUUCUUCUAGUAAUUGUAAUUUGUUUUCAAACAUGUCAUCAAAUAAAUAGAAGCAUAUUUG
Molecule: messenger RNA, 2669 nt
Organism: Rubroshorea leprosula
Lineage: Eukaryota; Viridiplantae; Streptophyta; Magnoliopsida; Malvales; Dipterocarpaceae
Source: the annotation of a GenBank genome assembly